CGGACCCGGCGUGGGGGGGCGGCGGCCGCGGCGCUCAGGCAUGGCGGCGGCAGCGCUGGGCAGUUCCUCCGGGUCCGCUUCCCCGGCCGUGGCCGAGCUCUGCCAGAACACCCCGGAGACCUUCCUGGAGGCCUCCAAGCUGUUGCUCACCUACGCGGAUAACAUCCUCAGAAACCCUAAUGAUGAAAAAUAUAGAUCUAUCCGGAUUGGAAACACAACUUUUUCUACUAGACUUUUGCCUGUCAGAGGAGCUGUUGAAUGUUUAUUUGAAAUGGGCUUUGAAGAGGGAGAAACGCAUCUUAUCUUUCCUAAAAAAGCUUCAGUGGAGCAGCUGCAAAAAAUUCGUGACCUGAUUGCCAUAGAGAGAAGUAGCAGACUGGAUGGAUCAAAUAAGAGCCCCAAAGUAGAUGUAUCUCAGCAACUUGAAACCAGUACCCCGCUUCCUACAACACAGUCUUCAAAUCGUAAUGGGUUAACCCAGCACCCAGGGAACAGUGGAGGGCAGUCAUCAAAUCCACCAUCUGCCCCAAUGGUUACUGGUGAUUCAGUCAUUCUAAAAGUUCUCCGGUCCAACAUUCAGCAUGUGCUGGUAUAUGAGAACCUUGCUCUCCAGGAGAAAGCACUGGCUUGUAUUCCAGUCCAAGAACUAAAACGAAGAUCACAAGAAAAGUUAUCUAGAGCUAGAAAAUUGGAUGAAGGUACUCAUUUAAAUGAGGAGGAUUUUCUUUUGCUGGAGCUUUUACACUGGUUUAAGGAAGAAUUUUUCCACUGGGUGAAUGACAUUGCAUGCAGUAAAUGUGGUGGCCGGACAAAGUCUAGAGGCACCUCAUUGUUCCCCAGUGAUGAUGAGCGGAAGUGGGGUGCAGACAGAGUAGAAGAUCACUACUGUGACGCCUGCCAGCUCAGCAAUCGAUUCCCAAGGUAUAAUAAUCCUGAGAAGCUUUUGGAGACAAGAUGUGGACGCUGUGGCGAGUGGGCCAAUUGUUUCACCCUGUGCUGCCGAGCCUUAGGCUUUGAAGCUCGCUAUGUUUGGGAUUACACAGACCACGUCUGGACUGAAGUCUAUUCCCCUUCUCAGCAGCGUUGGCUGCACUGUGAUCCCUGUGAAGAUGUCUGCGACAAGCCCCUCCUCUAUGAAAUAGGGUGGGGCAAGAAGCUGUCCUAUGUCAUUGCAUUUUCUAAAGAUGAGGUGGUUGAUGUCACUUGGCGAUAUUCUUGUAAACAUGAAGAGGUAAUCUCCAGAAGAACUCAAAUUAAAGAAGAGUUACUUCGAGAAACUAUUAAUGGACUUAAUAAGCAGAGGCAAAUAUCUUUGUCAGAAAACAGAAGAAAAGAACUUCUCCAAAGGAUAAUUGUGGAGCUUGUUGAAUUUAUAUCUCCCCGAAGCCCUAAGCCUGGAGAACUUGGCGGAAGGAUAUCUGGGUCCGUGGCCUGGAGAGUGGCCCGAGGAGAAAUGGGUCCAGAGAGUAAAGAAAUCCUGUUCAUCCCCUCUGAAGAAGAGAAGAUUUCUAAGCAGCUCCACCUUUGCUACAAUACUGUAAAAAAUCAUUAUGUCCGAGUUUCAAGUAAUAACCAAAUUCUUGAUGGAUGGGAGAAUGGUGUGUGGAAAAUGGAAUCCAUAUUCAGAAAAGUUGAAACAGACUGGAACAUGGUGUAUUUAGCCCGAAAGGAAGGAUCGUCUUAUGCUUACAUUUCCUGGAAGUUUGAAUGUGGGUCAGUUGGUCUGAAAGUAGAUAGCAUUUCCAUUAGGACAAGUAGUCAGACCUUUGAGACUGGAACAGUACAGUGGAAAUUGCGAUCUGAUACAGCACAAGUGGAACUGACAGGCGAUAAAACUCUUCACUCCUAUCAUGAUUUUUCUGGUGCCACUGAAGUUAUUUUAGAAGCAGAAUUAAGCGGAGGAGAUGGUGGUGUUGCUUGGCAACACACCCAGCUGUUUAGACAAAGCUUAAAUGACCAUGAAGAAAAUUGUUUGGAGAUAAUUAUAAAAUUCAUUGACCUUUGAGGAUCUGAACAUUAUGGAAAAGCUGGCAAUAAUCAAGAACUUAGCAUGUUCUAAAGUAAUCUGUUGGUUCUGUGCAUGCUUAGUUGGCAGUUUGCUACCCUGUACUAGUGUAUUUCCUUGUUGGCUCUCCAUCAUGUAAUGUUCAUGAAAAUAUAUCUUUAUACUAUGGACCAUAAUGACACCUUGAAUUAAAUGCUCCCUUCCAUAUGUGACUAUAAUUUGGAGUAAAGUCUUACUGCCCCAUUAUGAGAUUUUAAUCUAAAAAUUGUAAGUAUGGUUUUGAAAGUAAAAUGAAGGUAUUUAUGAUUAAGGCUAUUAUGAUGAAAUCUUAAGCUAAUAAUAGUAAUUUCACAGUUUCUGAUCAGAUUAAUUUCUCCAUAAGUGAUUGAAAUAGAUUUCCUAAGUUUUUAAAUUUUUAAUAAAUGUGAAAGUGUGCUAUCUCAUAAGUUAUAAUGCAUGAAAAUUUUUAUGAUUGUAAAUAUGUAGGCAUUUAAGAAAUAAAAUGAAUUAUUUUGCUUUAUAUCUUUUUAGUGGUUACUUUGUUUAAAUAAAAAUCAUAAGUAUGCUAAACAUUAGAAUCCACUUGAGAUGAAUUAUGAAAACAUUUAGCAUAAAUUUACAGAUAAGUUAUAAAACCAUAAUAUGUGGACACUUCAGAAAAUGCUUUACUUUGGAGUUUACUUUUGAGUGUUUUUAUCUACCUCAUUGAGUAAAAUGUUUAUUCUUUUUUAAAAAAUGUUUAUUCUUGACUUUGAAACUAUGUAACUAUAUUAUUCAGAAUUUAUAUAGUGUAUCAAGAGUUUUUGUGUGUGUUCCCUAGAACCUCUCCAAUUAAAUUUAGUGAACAUUUA
Messenger RNA from Phacochoerus africanus (Common warthog), 2856 nucleotides. It is a transcript of the gene NGLY1, whose product is annotated as N-glycanase 1. The transcript is spliced from 12 exons. The coding region runs from base 41 to 2005 and encodes 654 amino acids. Gene Ontology annotation, biological process: protein quality control for misfolded or incompletely synthesized proteins; glycoprotein catabolic process; protein deglycosylation. Gene Ontology annotation, cellular component: nucleus; cytoplasm; cytosol. The record is from RefSeq and is a predicted model, not a curated record. Gene Ontology annotation, molecular function: peptide-N4-(N-acetyl-beta-glucosaminyl)asparagine amidase activity. Lineage: Eukaryota; Metazoa; Chordata; Mammalia; Artiodactyla; Suidae.